CACCAGUUGUGAUGACAGAGUUCUUCUCCCUGUGUGGCAAGGUCGCCAGCACGGCAGCUUUCAGUUUAAUUUGGUACUACACAGCCGAGCUGUCCCCUACUCAGUACCGGUCAAUCAUUCUGGGUAUGGCCAGCAUGUGCAGCGUAUUUGGGAGCGUCUCAUCGCCUUACAUCAACGACCUCUUGGGCGAGGUGAAGGUGUGGUCGCCGUCAGCGUUGUUCGGCUCAGUGUCACUCCUGUCUACUGGUCUCGCCUUCUUCCUUCCCGAAACUGUAGAUAUAGAGUUACCUGAGAGUGUUGACUAUUUUGCCAAGAAACCUAAAACACCAUCUGACAACAGCACAGAAGGCAAUACAUUGCCAUCGGAGUCAUAAGUUAUGAGGUGAAAGAAGAUUAUUAGGGAUUGAAGAAAAGUGGAAUACUGGAAUACAGUAGAAGUAGAAAGAAUCUGGGCUCAACCAGAUCGCUUCAUCUUACAGUAUAUAUCUGUGUUCAGGAAUUCAUUUAUUCUGGGAGAAGUAUAGAAAAACAGGUGUUAAUUAAGGGAGUUGUAGCAUUGCAAAAGCCAAUAGGAAAAUUAACUUUUUAUGCAUGUUUGAAGUUAGAAUUCAGAAUGUAGCGAAAAGUGAAAACUAAAAAAAAAAUAAUUCGCACAAUUGGCAUUACGGAAUGUUUAGUCAAUUAAUCAGGGUGCGAGGGUAUGAGACCUUAAUCCUUCCGUUUUCUUGAUAUUAUGAUCUCCCUGCAGGGUUCUCGGUGGCCUAUUUGCGGUGUAUAAGGAAGUGUUUAAUCUCCAACCCGUGUAAAAGUGCUCACCAUACAUUGUAAUUCAGCAACUGUUCUCUUUUUAAAAUAUCCCCGCCUACACCUGACCUCACCCAGACGACCGCCACCACCCAGACCACCGCCACCACCCAGACCACCAACAAACCUCCCCCCCCCCGCCAACCACAGACAACCCAAAACAAAAUGGCAAUGCAUCCGACCACACGCCAAACAAAAAGGAAGAAUACCUCGCCUCUCUCACUCCCUAACCAGAAAAACAAACGAAUAGUCGUGAGAGACUUAUACCCUCACUGGCGGAAGAACCCGGAGAGCGACCCCGACGAGACCAAUAGCCCCACCCCCACCCCGAACACCCUUCACCUCCCUCACCCCCUAGUAUAAAGGGGGCUUUUUCUACUGUCACCAUUUGUAAAGGGGCAGAUUUCUUGUUAGUCUUUUCUUAUUAAUCUAUCCCCCUGCUGUUAACUUUUAACUCUUCAACCUUUUUUCUCUUAAUUUCUUACUUCAUUCAUUUUCUACAUUAGUUAUUUCAUUUCAUAUAGUUAAUUCAUAACCUCUGACCUUUGGUAGCAUGGCGAGGGUUUGGGCACAUGGGUUCUGUAAUUCUGGUAUCGAGAUAUGGACAAGAAUAAAGGUAGAUACUGAGGGAAAAUGAUAUCCCUAACGUGCUCUAAAAUUGGUUUAUAAAAAAUGAAAUUAAAUUUGGUUAAAGAUGUCAUAAACAUACAACUAAAAGGAUCAACUCCUUGGCUUUACUCAUCUCCAAUUCCAAGUAGAUACUCUCACUUCUUACAUAGUUACUGGUUGUACCUUUAAAAGAACACUCCACAUGACAUGCUUACAUAUGGCACCUUUACUAGAACUCAUUUGGUAGUACAUAUGAAUGGUGUACUCACAACCCUCAUAACACGCGUUAUUACUGGUAAUAUCAAUAUUUAUGGGUUCAAUACUCAACAUGGGACAACUAUACUUCUACUAGUUAUCCCCAAUCAUAUACAACAAUAAUGGUUAGGACUCAGUUGGUAGUACAUAUGAAUGAUGUACUUACAACCCACACACAAGCAUUAUUACAUAAGAACAUAAGAAAAUAAGGAGUCUGCAAUAGGCCGGUUGGCCUGUGCAUGGCAGCUCCUAUCGAG
This is a messenger RNA of Homarus americanus (American lobster), 1925 nucleotides long. RefSeq names its product solute carrier family 22 member 5-like. Lineage: Eukaryota; Metazoa; Arthropoda; Malacostraca; Decapoda; Nephropidae. Gene Ontology annotation, cellular component: membrane. The record is from RefSeq and is a predicted model, not a curated record. Gene Ontology annotation, molecular function: transmembrane transporter activity. Gene Ontology annotation, biological process: transmembrane transport.